Molecule: messenger RNA, 1040 nt
Organism: Arabidopsis lyrata subsp. lyrata
Lineage: Eukaryota; Viridiplantae; Streptophyta; Magnoliopsida; Brassicales; Brassicaceae
Product: transcription factor DIVARICATA
Exons: 2
Coding region: 338-832 (164 amino acids)
Molecular function (GO): DNA binding
Source: RefSeq, a predicted model, not a curated record
GUUUAAAAGAAGGAAAGCUAUUGAGUUAGAUAUAUAAUAUGGGGGUUAAGAACGAAAUAAAGAAACCCGGGUUUCUUUUGUUAAAUUGAGAAAAGAUGAGGGUUAAUUUUGCAAUUUCCCCUAUUAUUUCUCAAUAUAAAUUCGAUAGGAAACGGAAAAAAAAACCUCAAUAACAUAUUAUAAAUUGCGAGCUAAAUUUGUAAUUUCCUAUUAUAUUCCGGCGAAAUCACCUCAAUAACAAACCCUCUUCAGUGACAGAAUCCACAAACGAUUUUUCUUGAUUCUUCUUGUUUUUCCGCGAUCUCUUGAUUUUUUUUUUUUCAUUUUCUUGGAUAUUAUGGCUUGGAUUCCGCCGUGGACGAGGGACGAUGACAAGCGUUUUGAGUUAGCCCUGGUGAUAUUCCCGGAGGGCUCGCCGUCGUUUUUGGAGAACAUCGCUCAGCUUCUGCAGAAACCUUUGGGGUUGGUAAAGUACCACUACGACGCAUUGGUCUACGAUGUUGCGCUUGUCGAAUCGGGUAAGUAUGCUUUACCCAAGUACCCGGACGACGAUAACGUGUCACUGACGGAAGCGACUCAGUCCAAACACGGGAUUCCUUGGACAGAAGAGGAACACAGAUUGUUUCUGGAUGGAUUGAACAAGUAUGGGAAAGGAGCUUGGAGUAUGAUAUCAAGGGAAUUUGUGAAGACAAGGACCAAAAUACAAGUAGCAAGCCAUGCACAGAAGUAUGACAAAAGGCAAAAAUUGGACAUUAAUAAGAGGAAACGCAGGAGUAUCCAUGACAUAACGUCGGAGUCUACCAUGGGCAAGCCAGAUAACUUUGGAGUCUAACUUGGAGUUGUUCCUUUUCUGUAGUUUCAGUAUAUGAGGAUAUGAGUUCGCUUGAUGUGUAUAGGAUGAUGACGAUAUCAAGUAUAUGAGUAUAUGAUGAGUUUUGCUUGACGAUGAUGUUUUAGUGUUUAGGGGGAUGAUGAUGACGAUGAUUGAUGAAGCGUAUAAGACCGGUUUGAACAAACUAUAAAUGUUUUGUUUUGCGACC